This is a messenger RNA of Saccostrea echinata, 1689 nucleotides long. Its product is annotated as DBH-like monooxygenase protein 2. The transcript is spliced from 9 exons. The record is from RefSeq and is a predicted model, not a curated record. Lineage: Eukaryota; Metazoa; Mollusca; Bivalvia; Ostreida; Ostreidae. The coding region runs from base 1 to 1689 and encodes 562 amino acids. Gene Ontology annotation, molecular function: copper ion binding; dopamine beta-monooxygenase activity.
AUGGCAAAAGGGAUUUCUUUUUGCAUUUGCUUGCUCUUUACGUGUUCACUUGGAUUCAAGUAUUUCCAAUCGAAAAUACCAAAUGGGGACUCUGUACCACAUCCUUGUAAACCGAAUUAUCUCUGGCACGGAGUAGGUCACAGGAACGAAUUAGGGGGCGGAUCAAGGAAUCCAUUUGGCGAGGAUUUUGAUGCUGCUGGGAAGAUUUGGACGCAGGAGUUGUGUCGGAAGGACUCGGACGGUGACGGUAAAACCAAUGGAGAGGAACUUGGCGACCCGAACUGCGUAUGGAGGGAAAACGCUAUUCCUGAUAAAAACGCAUUUUCUCAUCCUGGUGUCUGCGAACCAUACAACAGCGACCUCUGUCGGCCGAAGAACACAUGGGUACAGUGUGAGUUGGAGACUUUCAAAUGUGACGCCAUCAACCAGCCAGAUGUAAAGAGCAAAACAUUGAGGUAUCCUCAAACCAAAGUACCCAAUCUAGAAACAAAUUACUUCUGUAUGACCCUUGAACUUCCUAAUGAUGGCGACUAUCAUCUUAUUGCAACAACACCAUACAUUGACAAUGAAUACGUCAUGCAUCAUAUUCUUCUGUUUGGAUGCGAAGAUUCAGUCACUCAAGGGACAGUACCUACAGAAUGUGGAAUGGGAUCAGACAAAUGCCGUACAAUCAUUGGGGCUUGGGCCGUGGGGGGCAACGGAGAGUGUUCACACAAAGAUGUAGGAUUCCGGAUAGGUCAAAAAGGAUUCAAAUUUGCCAUGAUGCAGUUUCAUUGGAAUAAUCCCGAACUGCGUGCAGACUACGUAGACAGUUCUGGUAUGACGCUGUACUUCACUCCCAACAGACGACCAAACGACGCCGCCAUUAUGAUGGUCGGACAGGAGUAUCUGGAAAUUCCACCCGGGAAGGAUCGCGUGGAAGUGGACGCCGUUUGUUCCGCACAGGACACCAGAAUAAUUUUUACUGGUCCUGUUUACAUCACAAAGGCUUUCAACCACAUGCACUACUUAGGCCGAGAAGAAUACAUCGACCAGUACAGGAAUGGGGUCAAAAUUAAAACCCUGACUAACGAACCCGACUACAGCUACGAUCGACCCCGAUUUUUAGAGUACGAUUCAUCUAUAGAAGUUUUGCCAGGGGAUGAACUCAGAACAAAAUGCGUGUUUAAAUCAUCGUCAAAAUCCUUUACUACAUUCCAAGGCGAUGCUACUUCCGAUGAGAUGUGCUACGGUUUUCUCACCGUUCACCCAAUAACAAACAUUAGAGUUCCGUACUGCGUAAGCUGGAAUGGUAUUUCUUUAAUAAAAUUAUACUCAAAUCAGGUCAUUAAUGGCUGUGAUAGAACCGUUUUCUCAAACACCUCCCAUCCUGACAUGGUGGAAAUCUACCGUAAGAUCGAUGAACGCUGUCUUCCAUUAUCUAAGUGUUUAGAAGAAUGCAAGGAAGUUGUCAAGGAAAUCAAACUCCAUCCUUGUAUGCAGGGUGAUAUUGGGGAGUCGAUGAAAUGGUUUGCACGGCUGUCGAAAAAUGUUGAUGUGCUUACAUUUUAUUCGAAGAUUGAGUCAUGUGACCUUGAGAUUCUGCGAGAGGACAUGAUAAACCAGAUGAGAAGAGAAACAAAUGGCGGAUCUAACAUUUUUCCACAUAUUUUGACGGUGGUGUCAGUGCUGAUAUUCAUAUUCUUUUAA